AUGAUCGGGUCCGCGAUGCUCUCGCGGCUGGCGAGCUGGCCUGGCGGGGCGGGGCCGCGCGCGCCGCCCGUGGGCGGCUCCGCUACCAGAGCGGAUAUCGCUCUGUUUUCAAAGAGCUUCGGCCCCGAUGUGCAUACGAGAGGCCGCAAGAGCGUCUCGAUCAUGGAGGGGCACACGGACAUGCGGCUGCGCGACCUCCACGACAGUCCGAACGACCAGACGAAGCUGACGAAGCUGACGAACGGCGGCCGCAAGCUGAGCAUCGGAAGCAGCGCG
Prorocentrum cordatum is the source of this 276-nucleotide messenger RNA. Lineage: Eukaryota; Dinophyceae; Prorocentrales; Prorocentraceae. The record is from the annotation of a GenBank genome assembly.